AUGGGUGCCAAGGAUGGACGCGAGCGAAAAUUCAAGGUUGUCCCGCUGUCGGGCGCGUAUCGACGGGGACGGUGGCAGUGCACGGAUUUUGCCGAUCAAGAGAUCCCGCUCGAGAUCGCCGACUCGGUGGCGCUGCUGAUGAGCGACGAGAGCAAAGCGUCGAGCAGAUGCAGUGAAAUACAAGAAAUCAUCGACGUGGAAGAGUCGACAACGCUUGUCGUCACCUCGGUGAUCCCGCAUCCACCGACUCCACCAUCAAGAUCUCGCAUCGCACUCGACGAGGAUUCAAAGAUUGAGAUCGGUGGAACAAACUCCAUCUCUCCGGCUUCAAAUCGCGCAUCGGUUGACUCACAUAUGGUCGACGAGUCGGCGCCCGACUCAUCCGAUCCAACGAAUGACGGAACUAUUGAUAUCAAGAUAAACCAGGUACUCGACCUUGUCAAGACACAUCUGACGUUUGCGGUCAACGAGGAAGUUGAACGAUUCAAGCAAAAAAUUGCUGAGCUAAAGGAUAAGACCAAGUUACUCGAGGCUGAGAACGAGUUCCUUCGGAAACACGCGCCACAGGAUGUUCUCGACAAAUUGCCAUUGCCGCCACAUUGUCAGAUACCGGUUCCAAUCUUUCGGGAAAGCAAG
Messenger RNA from Mesorhabditis belari, 636 nucleotides. NCBI's taxonomy places the organism in Eukaryota, Metazoa, Nematoda, Chromadorea, Rhabditida, Rhabditidae. The record is from the annotation of a GenBank genome assembly.